AUGGAGUGUGCAGUGAUUGGGAGCCUAGUGCAAGCGCAGGAUUGCCACUCACGGAUCCCAGCUAGCACAACAGCAACACAUUCCUGGGCAAUCUCCUCAUCACAAUGUAUGCCUGUUGUGGGAGCUUGGAGGAGGCAAGGGCAGUUUUUGAUGGCCUCAAUACCUUCUCCUGGAACGCAGUUGUGUCAGCAUACACAUGCCCAGUCUGGGGAUCUGGAAUCGGCCAAGCUCUUGUUUGAUCAAAUGUGGCCAAGGAACGUCAUCUCCUGGACUGCGAUCGUCGCGGACUACUCCCACUCCGGGCACAUCGCUGAGGCAGAGGCGAUCUUCCAGAGAAUGCUCCACGACACAAUCGUAGGGAACGCCAUGGUCACAGCAUAUGCCCAUCACUGGCAUUUGCGCGAAGCGUUCACUAUCUUCGACACCAUGCCGGUCAUGAACGAUUUCUCAUGGAAUUUGAUGCUCCAGGCAUUCACUGUGAACUCCAGCCCAGAGGACGCGCCACAUUUCUUCGAAUCUGUGUCUUGCCGGAACGUUGUGUCGUGGAACGCUUUACUCGCAGCAGUUGCCCAAAGAGGGCGCUUGGCGGAGGCCAGCAGGACUUUCGAGAUGAUGCCACAGCUGGAGCUCGCGUCGUGGAACACCAUUAUCACUGCGUUUGCAACACCGGCUAUCUCUCCAGCUGGCGAGCUCUUCGCAACGAUGCCCGAGUUUGAUAUCAUCUCCUGGAACACGCUCAUCGCUGGCUAUGCCGAGAAUGGCUCGUACAAGACCGCCGUGGAGCUCUUCCGGGAGCUCAACCUCGAGGGACCCAAGCCUACCGAGAGCACUUUCGUGGGUCUACUGAUAGGAUGCAACUGCGGAGAGCUCACGAGCACUUCGUGUCGAUGA
Messenger RNA from Selaginella moellendorffii, 891 nucleotides. RefSeq names its product pentatricopeptide repeat-containing protein At2g35030, mitochondrial-like. The coding region runs from base 1 to 891 and encodes 296 amino acids. Lineage: Eukaryota; Viridiplantae; Streptophyta; Lycopodiopsida; Selaginellales; Selaginellaceae. Gene Ontology annotation, biological process: RNA modification. The record is from RefSeq and is a predicted model, not a curated record. Gene Ontology annotation, molecular function: RNA binding; protein binding. The transcript has 2 exons.